AUGGGUGCUUCCCAGAGUGUUUUCACCGAAGAAGAACUUGACGAUUACCAGACACUGACAUACCUGUCCAAAAAGGAGAUUUUAAAUGUUCACAAGAAGUUCAAAGCCUUAGCUCCAGAACUAGUAAUAGCUGAUAAAAAUGCCAAAUUGCCGUUGUCAAAAAUUAAACAGUUCCCUGAACUGAAGGUGAAUCCUUUCAAGGAUCAGAUCUGUAAAGUGUUUUCAUCCUCUGACGAUGGCAUGACUUUUGAGGAUUUCCUGGACAUGAUGUCUGUGUUCAGCGAUGGGGCACCCAAAAACGUCAAAGUUGAAUACGCAUUUAGAAUUUAUGAUUUUGAUGGAGAUGAUUUGAUCUCCGACUCAGACCUGAAGAUGGUGAUUGAAAGACUGGUUGGGGAGAACCCGUUGACAAAUGAUGAGUUGCAGCAGCUGAUAGAUAAUAUCAUGGAAGAAGCAGACCUUGAUGAUGACAAGACCCUGUCGUUUGCUGAAUUUGAGCAUGUGAUAUCAAAAGCUCCUGACUUUGUAAACUCUUUUCGCAUCAGAAUAUGA
Messenger RNA from Candidula unifasciata, 552 nucleotides. The record is from the annotation of a GenBank genome assembly. NCBI's taxonomy places the organism in Eukaryota, Metazoa, Mollusca, Gastropoda, Stylommatophora, Geomitridae.